CUCUUUCGUCCCUCCCGACCUUCCCGCACAUCCCAAAAUUUCUGAACUCUCGACGACGAAGAAGCAAGGAAGCGGCGACGGGAGCUCGCUGGAGAGGCUUUCUGGCGGUUUGUGAGUGAGAAGAAGAGUUCGUAAGGCCCGCAGAUCUAAGUUGAAUCUGUCGAAUCCCGGGGUUUGGUAAAUCCACGAUUUAAGGCCCUAAGAAUAUCAAUGGAUCUAGAGACAGAGAACCGUCUAGCUGCCUUAUUGAUGGAAGAGGCUAGGAGAUUGCGACGUGAGGCUGAAAAAGAUGGCGUGCAUAUUUAUCUCCAAAAGCCCAAUGUAAGAGGCCGCCCAAAUUCACGCUUUCUGACUGCUACUGUUCUUGGUGUUGAACAAGCUAAUCGAGCUGCUGAAAUUAGCGAAAUGUGGCGUGCUAGAGAGAAAGAAUGCGAGUUGGAUGCUAAGCAAAGGCAUAAUAAAUCAAGAGACAACAGCAGAAUCAUGAAUGCGAGAAAUGGUUACAUAAAUGAAGUUUCUAAGCCCUGGCUUGAAGAUGGUCUGAUAGAUUCCUCGAUCAAUUGUUCAUCCAGUAAAUAUUAUUCUGAAGAUUCUCAUUCUAGAGACGGUAUUGGUCUUCAGGAUGAUGAUAUUGAAGAAUUCCUUCAUUCAAGGGUGAAAAGAGGGAGAGGAUCUGUUGGCUGUAGAAUGGAUGAGCCAGGUCCAUAUCUUCCAUCAACAUCUGCUGAUCUUGAUGAACUGAUUCCUAGUCCUGCCAAAAGUAUUGGGGAGGAAAAAAAGCGCCGUAUUCUUGGUCCAGAAAAGCCAUAUUUUUUUAAAUCUCAUCCUUCACAUGAAGGAGAGGCAACUGAUGAGUGCAAAUCAAAGAAGUAUCAUUAUGAAAAGAAGAAAAACCCAAGAAGCGAAAAAUCUGACAACAAAAGCAGGAAAGAGAACUCGAAAUAUCAUAAGAAUCACCGGAGAGACUCGGGAAAGCGAAAGACAAAGUAUGUGUAAACUUGUGUUGACAAAGAUGAUACCUACCCUAAUAAGAGAUGCUUUUUGGCAUUGAAUAUUCUCUUUUUUGUAUUAUGCUGCUCAGCUGUGUCUUUUGCAGGAACUUCUGUGCUAAUUCUAAUGAGGUUAAGUAGUGUAAACCAACUGAAAUUUGUAAAAUUGCUGACAUUUUUUGAAGGAAGUUAUUUUUUUCUGUACAGAAUGGCAUCACAGAUGCAUAUGAGUUUCCAUCCACAACAUAACGCUACG
Messenger RNA from Phalaenopsis equestris, 1245 nucleotides. RefSeq lists its product as uncharacterized. The record is from RefSeq and is a predicted model, not a curated record. The transcript is spliced from 4 exons. Lineage: Eukaryota; Viridiplantae; Streptophyta; Magnoliopsida; Asparagales; Orchidaceae. Bases 211 to 996 code for a protein of 261 amino acids.